AAGCAGGGAAUUCAUUUGCAGGAGGCCUUGCCUUGCCUUGCCAUGUUUGGAGAGAAUCCAGACAUAUCAGACAUCAAGAAGCAGAUCGAUGAACUGGUUGAGCAUUUGCGCCGGCCAGACGCGGUGUGCGUGGCACAUCAAGACCUGGCACAACUGUCAGAGCGGUUUGUGAACAGAGCGACCUGCAAGACCAGCCAGAAAUGGAUCCGGCGGAGUACCUGAAGUGGUUGCGGGAGGAAGUGCUGGAAAAGGAGCUGGCGCUGAACUCACCUCAUUAUGUGGGGCACAUGGCCACAACAUUGCCCGAGUACAUGCCAGAGAUGGCGCGCUUGGUCACGGCUGCCAACCUCAACUUGGUAAAGGCCGAGACCGGCAAGGCCACGACCUUCCUCGAGCGCGAGGCUGUGGCUGUGCUGCACAAGGCGAUCUUCUGCAGGGAGGACAGUUUCUACCAAAGCCACGUGCAGAGUCGCACAAGCUGCUUGGGGACCCUCACAUCAGGGGGGACCACCGCCAAUAUCCAGGCCAUGUGGAUGGCGCGGAAUCGAGCUUUUCCAGAAGCGGAGCAGAAGGGGAUGUUUGCUGCCAUGCUAUCUAGCGGCGUAUCUGGGGCCGUGGUACUGGCGUCUGAGCUGGUGCACUACUCCAUAGACAAGGCGGUGAGCCUGCUGGGCCUCGGCGCGGAGAGCUUGGUGAAGCUGGCCACGGAAGCCGGUGGCGGCUUCCGCGUGGACGUGGGCGCCAUGGAGAGCAGCCUGGAGGAGUGCCGCGCCAGGAACCAGAAGGUGCUGGCCAUCGUGGGCGUGGCGGGCGCCACGGAGACGGGCUCCGUAGACGACUUGGACGCCUUGGCGGAGCUCGCGGCGCGCUUCGAGUGCCACUUCCACGUGGACGCCGCCUGGGGCGGGCCUCUGGCCUUCGCGGACCGAGAUCGGCUGAAAGGCCUGGAGCGGGCAGAUUCUGUGGCGGUGGAUGGCCACAAGCUGCUGUUCACCCCUUUGGGCCUGGGGACGUUGCUCAUCAGGGAGCCCAGCUGCCCGGGCCGCAUUCAGAAGGCUGCCCGCUACAUCAUCCGGGAGGACAGCUUUGACCAGGGGCGCUUCACCUUGGAAGGCUCGCGCCCGGCCAUGGCCAUCUACCUCCACAUGAACCUCCGGUGCUUGGGUCGCUCCGGCCUGGCAGCCAGGGUAAACCACGGCUGCGCACUGGCAAGCCAUUUCGCGCAGAGCCUGGCAACAUCUCCUUGCUUUGAGCUCAUCACUCAGCCGGUGACAAACAUUGUGCUGUAUCGAUACAUCCCGGUGCCUUUCCGGACCAAGGGGCCCGCUAGCUUUCAGAAGGAGAUGGACGAGUUCCAAGUCUUGCUUCAAUCCAAGCAAGCGCUAGCAGGACGUAGCUUCGUCUCACGCACUGCGGUACCAGUUGCCAGUUACAAGCGCCAGUGUUUGGUGUGCUUGCGUGCAGUGUUUGGCAACAUGGCAAUCACCACAGAGAGCUUGGAUCAGAUGCUGCAGGAGCAGCGAGCAUUGGCCAAGCAGAUUGAGCAAAGCCUUUGGAGUUCGGGCGGCGAGUCAGAGGGAACUCGAGAAGCGGACACUCCAAGGUCGCCCAGUACGGUAAGCGAAUUGGAGGCUUCCAGCUGGGACUCCGAUGAUAGUCGCAGGCACGGAAGUGAGGUAGCUUGUCGCCUGAAAUGGCAUGGGGCGCAGGGCUGUAGUUCAUGAGGCUCGGCGUGUGAGCCCGUGCUUCAUCGCCUAGACUUUUGAAUUGCGCGAGGAAAGGGCAAGUGCUACAGUGUACAGACUGCCUUGGCAGAGCCACGGCCCUCGUGCUUUCAGAAAUCGUUGCUUGCAAGGGCUGCUCCCUGGCAACCGAGCCAAAUCAGGAGGGCUCGGCAUCUGGGAGCAGCAACCCUUCAUGGAGAUGUGGAGGUGACGUGAGCUGCUUGAUUCUCAGAUCUUGGUGCCUGUAAUGUUUUCCAAUAGGCGUCGGGCCAACCGAUAAUCAAGUUCGCAGAAGUUCAAAAGGAUGGCUUGGGCCUGAGACGUUUACCAAUGGUUUGCCGGCGAAUUGGGCGUAUCGGUGUUGAAAGGUCAGUAGCGUCAAGGAGGUUCAUGACAUCUCGGAGUGGUUUUGGCUCCAAAGCUGUUCAAAUCGUACGGAGUCAUUCUUUCUGUAUGUGGGCCGUUCUUUUUUGUGCCGGCCGAGUGCCAGCGUUGAUACUUGCCAUGGAGCGCGGGCAUCAUUUACAUGUCUACGCUCGCACCUUUUCUUGCCGGGCAUGACAUUGACACACACACACACAUACACACAAAC
Molecule: messenger RNA, 2316 nt
Organism: Effrenium voratum
Lineage: Eukaryota; Dinophyceae; Suessiales; Symbiodiniaceae
Source: the annotation of a GenBank genome assembly